ACGGAUUUGAGCGCCAUUUACGACUUUAUUGACAGUAACAACCAAAAACAUUUGAAUUUGAUGUUGUAAUCAACAGUAAAACAAAAUGCACAUUUUGUCAAUGGUCGUCGAUGGCUUCAAGUCAUACGCCCAACGAACGGAAAUAAAUGGAUUUGAUCCAUUAUUCAACGCUAUUACAGGUUUGAAUGGAAGUGGAAAGUCAAACAUCCUCGAUGCUAUUUGUUUUCUACUCGGCAUAACCAACCUUUCGCACGUACGUGCUGGCAACUUACAAGAUUUGGUGUACAAAAGUGGUCAAGCUGGUGUCAUCAAGGCAACUGUCAGCAUAACAUUUGACAACAACGACAAGAAACAGAGCCCUUUGGGAUAUGAACAGUAUGACGAGAUCACAGUCACACGACAGGUAGCAUCAUUUCUGCGUAACAAGUACCUCAUCAAUGGAAGCAAUGCCAACAAUGCUCGGGUCCAGGAUCUCUUCAGAUCUGUCCAGCUCAAUGUCAACAAUCCACAUUUCCUCAUCAUGCAGGGGAGGAUUACCAAGGUCCUCAACAUGAAACCACCGGAGAUCCUGUCAAUGAUUGAAGAGGCUGCAGGUACCAGACUUUAUGAGACAAAGAAAGAAUCUGCUCAGAAGACAAUUGAGAAGAAAGAUGCCAAGCUUAGAGAAAUUGAUGCUGUGUUGAAAGAGGACAUAACUCCCACGCUGGCAAAACUGAAAGAUGAAAGGUCGUCUUACCUGGAGUACCAGAAGAUUGUCAGAGAAUUAGAGCAUCUCAACAAGCUGUACAUUGCAUACCAGUUUGUGUGUGCUGAGGUAGGAAAAACAUUCUCCGAAAUCACUGAGCCUGAAACUGUCUUGACGUUUCAUUUUCAGAUUGAGAACAAAGUUAAGGAAUUGGAUAAAGAAAUUGCAGAGCUGGAAAAGAAGAGAGAUGAGGAGUCUGGUCAUGUGAUGGAGAAGUUGGAGGGAAAACUAGCUGAGAGGAAAAACUGGGACGCCCUGGCUCAGAGCUCUGUCGACAACAAGAAGGAAUCAAUCAAGGCUGAACAGAAGAAGAAGAAAGAACUCAACAAGAACUCUGAGGAUAACAAGAAGGCAUUGGCAGCCCGAGACAAGGACCUGGACAAACUGAACAAAGACCUGGACAAGUUGAAGGAGCAGAGUGAGACGGAUCAGGAAGCUCAUGUAGCUGCCCAGAAACACUUCCACGCUGUCAGCGCUGGUCUCUCCAGCAACACGGACGGAGAGGAUGCCACUCUGAAUGACCAACUCAUGACUGCAAAGAGUGAAAUUAGUACAGCCGAAACAGAGACUAAACAAGCCCAGAUGAAGCUGAAGCACGCUCAGCAGGAGGUGAAGAAGAAGCAGGGAGAGCUGAAGAAGACGGAGCAGGGGUACAAGAAGGACCAGGCAGCCUACGAGGCCGUGCAGCAGAGCAUGAAAAAGAUACAGGCAGAGAUGAAGAAGCUGGGAUUUGAGGAGGGUCGGGAUGAGAAACUGUUGGGAGAGAGGAGAACUCUCAGUCAGGAUGUACAGAGACUGCAGGACAAGAUGGAGACGCUGGAAGCCAGAUUUCCACAGCUCAACUUCCAGUAUACAGACCCCGAGAAGAACUUUAACCGCCAGAAGGUGCACGGCUUGGUGUGCAAACUGGUGAAGGUGAAGGAAGUGCGCACAGCCACAGCCCUGGAGGUUGCUGCUGGGUCAAGGCUGUACAAUGUAGUGGUCGAUACAGAGGUCACAGGUAAGAAGCUGCUACAGAAGGGGGAACUACGACGUCGGUACACGAUCAUCCCUCUCAACAAGAUCUCUGCCCGCAGUAUCGAUAAUGCCACAGUCAAGAGAGCACAAGACCUGGUUGGUAAAGACAAUGUGAACACGGCCCUGUCUCUCAUUGGCUAUGAGAAGGACCUGGAGGCAGCCAUGCAGUAUGUGUUUGGCUCAGCCUUUGUGUGUGAGGACAUGAACACUGCCAAGAAGGUGACAUUUGAUGAAAGAGUGAUGAAGAAGUCUGUCACACUGGAGGGAGACUCGUUUGACCCUGCUGGUACCCUGACAGGAGGGGCCCGGGCACAGACCAGCUCCAUCUUGGAGAAACUGCAGGAGGUGAUGGAGGUGGAUGAACAGCUGCGCAGCAAGAGAGACCAGCUGCAGAAGGUCGAGAAGGAGCUGGCUGCUAUCAAGUCCACCUCUGAGAAGUUCACCCAACUAAAACAGCAGUAUGAGUUGAAGAACCAUGAAUCAGAGCUUGUGAAGGCUCGGCUAGAACAGAGCACCCAUCACCAACAGCUGGAGGAGAUCUCCAGUCUCAGUAACUCCAUUGAGGAGCAGGAGGGAAUCCUGAAGAGGGCGGAGGAGAUACAGAGCAAGGCUGCCAAGAAGGUGAAGGAUCUCCAGGACAAGAUCAAGAAUGCCAAGGCCAUCCGGGAGAAGGAGCUGAAGGAGGCUGAGGACAGCGUCAACAAGCUCAAGAAGAAGAUGCAGGAGUCCAGCAAGAAGACCAAGGAGAAGCUAGUGGAGGUGGAUAGCAUCAAGCUGGAGGCGGAAGAGUUGAGGAAGGAGAUUGUCAACUAUGACGAACAGCUGAAGUCUGUGGACACCAACACUACUGAUCUGGAUGAACAGGUGAAACAACUGCAGGAGAAGCUGAAGGAGACAAAGGCUGCGGUGAAGGAGGCCCAGGAUGAGGUGAGCCAGCAGAAGGAGCUGCUCAAGUCCUGCAACAAGGGCAUCAACAGCAAGGUGGCUGCUCAGAGGGAGCUGCAGAAGGAGAACAACAGUGCCCAGCUCAAGAUCCAGGAAAUGGAACACAAGAUUACUAAACACCAUAAAGACUCCAGAGAUGCUGUGAAGCAGGUUGAAGCUAUGAUAAUGAAGUAUGACUGGAUAGCUGAUGAAAAGAAGUACUUUGGUCAGCCAAACACAGCCUAUGACUUUGAGACGAACAAUCCCAAAGAAGCAGAACGCAGGAUCCAGAAACUGCAGGAGACCAAGGACAAACUCUCCAAGAACGUUAACAUGCGUGCCAUGAAUAUGUUGGGCAAGGCAGAGGAACAGUACAAUGACCUAAUGAAGAAGAGGAAGAUUGUCCUUAACGACAAAGCCAAAAUUGCAGCAGUCAUCAAUGAAUUGGAUGAAAAGAAAAAUGAAGCUUUGAAGAAAGCAUGGGAGCAGGUCAACAAGGACUUUGGCUCCAUCUUUUCAACCCUUCUUCCUGGAACACAGGCCAAACUCUCACCCCCAGAAGGGCAGACUGUCCUUGAUGGUCUGGAGGUCAAGGUUGCAUUUGGUGAUGUGUGGAAAGAGUCAUUAGGUGAACUUAGUGGAGGUCAAAGGUCAUUGGUAGCCCUGUCCCUCAUCUUGUCAAUGCUGCUGUUUAAACCUGCACCUAUCUACAUUCUUGAUGAAGUUGAUGCAGCUCUUGAUCUGUCACAUACUCAGAACAUCGGCCAGAUGAUCAAGUCUCACUUCAAACACUCUCAGUUCAUUGUCGUCUCCCUCAAGGACGGCAUGUUCAACAAUGCUAAUGUACUGUACAAGACAAAGUUUGUUGAUGGAGUUUCCACAGUGACCCGACAUGUACAGCAUACCUCAUCGCGAUCCACCACAUCGGGCAGCACUGACAAGGAAAACGAGAAAACAGGAGGCAAGAAAAGGGCUACAUCAAAGCGUACAAGGAUAGAAGAUACUCCAGGCUUUUAGAAACACAUUUCAUGGGGAAAGAUAACUUGUUGUUUAUGUACAAGUGCUAAUUGUAUAGAACAGUUACCAUUAAUCUGACAAUGUGGAUGUUUCUGGUAACAUGUUACCAUUAUGUUGAAAACUGAAACAUUUUAUUGCACUUGAAAAUGUCUUGCUAUAGAUACUUUUAUAUUGGAUGAAGUAAAUGAAUUUUUGCACCAUCAAAUAGUUAAGGCUGGCUUCAUGUAAUUUAAUUUUUUUCUCAUUUGACUUUAAUCAUGCAACAAUGAUAUCAUAUGAAAACAAGUCAUAUUUGACUGUUUUCUUAUCAGAUUUUUACUCAGAUCCAUUUUCUUAGAUUGAUUUUGAAGUGUAAAUACCAAAACAUUUAAAAUAACACAUAUGACUUUUUAUUUAUGUAGUUGAACAGUUUAAAACUUAUUAUGCCACAGAUUGGGAGGUGUUAAAUGAAGUGACGGUCUCAAUUUGUCUGUUGCUGCAUUGACUGGAACAUCAAGAAAUUUAGGAAAUUCAGUCAGUACAUGUUUGCUUUUAAAAGAGUUUUAAAGGGGUUGUACCUGCAGGGGUAACUGGAGAAGUAUGAAGAGUGAGAUCUCCGUCACAGUGCAUCUGUCAUACUGGAGUAACGUUGGUUAGCUGCAGUCAUAGAUCUGACAGUAUUUUGUCUAUUUGUGUUCCCUGUGAAGCAUGUCAUCAGUCAUACCACUUGUAUAUAGAAUCUUAUCUGUGACCUCUUUCUCGAGUUCUGCCUGAUCUGUGUCUAUCACUUACAUCACUCCUAUAUAUAUCGUCACUCAAGUCCUUGUAUUUUACACUGAUUCAGCUUGGAUGCUGUGCAUGUAAUCAAGACAAUUCAUCAUCAAGAUAUCCAUUUCAUGUAACUUAUAGAUCUGUUUGAGUCAUUACAUCAAGUAUUUGUGGAGUCAAUGUUAUCUGUAUAGGGAUUUUGUCAAAACAAAAAUGAAACAUACAUUCAGUGUAGGAAAUAAAUAAUGAAAUGGUACCUA
This is a messenger RNA of Haliotis rubra (blacklip abalone), 4710 nucleotides long. Its product is annotated as structural maintenance of chromosomes protein 2-like. Gene Ontology annotation, molecular function: ATP binding; protein binding; ATP hydrolysis activity. Gene Ontology annotation, biological process: chromosome organization. NCBI's taxonomy places the organism in Eukaryota, Metazoa, Mollusca, Gastropoda, Lepetellida, Haliotidae. Gene Ontology annotation, cellular component: chromosome. The record is from RefSeq and is a predicted model, not a curated record.